Messenger RNA from Chelmon rostratus (copperband butterflyfish), 4012 nucleotides. It is a transcript of the gene tbc1d23, whose product is annotated as TBC1 domain family, member 23. Gene Ontology annotation, cellular component: trans-Golgi network. The transcript is spliced from 19 exons. Bases 1 to 2091 code for a protein of 696 amino acids. Lineage: Eukaryota; Metazoa; Chordata; Actinopteri; Chaetodontiformes; Chaetodontidae. Gene Ontology annotation, biological process: retrograde transport, endosome to Golgi; embryonic brain development. The record is from RefSeq and is a predicted model, not a curated record.
AUGGCGGAUGCCGCGGAGGAAGCUCUUCAGGGCAGCUGGGACCAGGAUCUAGCUGAGGCUCUGGACUCUGGUGGCUCUGACAUGGAGAUGGAUAGAGGUGUCAUCCAGGUCCAGGAGCACUCAACUCAACACAGGGCCAAGAUGUGGAAGAUCGCUCUAAACGUCUCUGGAAAAGGAGACAGUCUCUCUCCGUGGGACGGCAUCCUUGAUUUACCAGAACAGACCCUCAUUCACAACCGCAGCCAACAGCUGAUUGACCAGCUGGGAGUAUCGGAGGAGGAGAGGAGUGAAAUGGUGUCUGAUGUUGAGUCGGUCAUCACUUUCUACUGCAAGUCUCGCAACAUUUCCUUCACUCCGGACCUGAGCUGGCCGCACCUCCUCAAACCACUACUGGGGCUUCGGCUUCCCCGCAGUGACCUCUACAACUGCUUCUACGCUAUCAUGAAUAAAUACAUCCCCAGGGACUGUGUGCCAAACGGCCGACCCUUCCACCUGUACAGACUACUGCUGCAGUACCACGAACCAGAGCUCUGCUCCUUCUUGGACACCAAAAAGAUCACACCUGACUCUUACGCCUUCAGCUGGUCGGGCAGUCUGUUUUCCAGCCACUGCCUUCCUGAAGUUACCCAAGCCUUGUGGGACUUCUACCUCCAGCAGGCUGACCCCUUCCUCAUCUUCUUCCUCAUGCUCAUCAUCCUCGUCAACGCCAAAGAGACCAUCCUUACACAAGAAGGAAACAGCAAAGAAGAGAUCAUUAAAAUGCUUGAAGCAUCUCCUUCUCUCCUGGAAACCGAGGAUAUUGAAGAUUUGUUUUCUCUUGCUCAGUAUUACCAGAGCAAGACACCUUUGUCACUCAGAAAGAUGAACCAGAAUCUGUUUGGUAGCAGCCUGGUGGCUCUGAAAGAAGAGGACACUGACCUGAGUCAGGCGCUGUGUCUCCUAGUGUCUGUCCCUGAGAUCCUGCAGGCAAACCAGCAUCAGCAGGAUGGGGUACGUUUCUUUGUGGUGGAUUGUCGGCCUGCAGAGCAGUACAACUCUGGGCACCUGUCCACGGCCUUCCACCUGGACUCCGACCUGAUGCUCCAGAACCCCUCUGAGUUUGCGCUCUCUGUGAAGUCCCUCUUGGAGGCUCAGAAGCAGUCUUUGGAGUCCGGCUCCAUCGCCAGCGGAGAGCACCUGUGCUUCAUGGGCAGUGGGAGGGAGGAGGAGGACAUGUACAUGAACAUGGUGCUGGCACAUUUCCUGCAGAAAAACAAAGAAUAUGUCAGCAUUGCUAAAGGAGGUUUCAUGGCCCUCCAAAAGCAUCUGGUGGACAUGAACGUGGAGGGUCUCGACUCUUCGUAUGUCCACUGGAUCGUCAGCACCUCAGGAUCUCACAGCAGCCUCAGCUCUGCCGAUGGAGAGUCACUAAGUAGCCCUGGAGACAGCAAAGGCGUCAAGUCUUUAGUCAACAAAAUGACGUUUGCUCUCAAGUCCAAGUCAGUAAACGUGAAGGAGAAGAUGAUCAGCUUCAUCGAGAAUACCUCCACCCCUGUAGAGAGAAUAUCUUUCAAUCUGCCCUGGCCAGAGAAGGUGACUCCAGAUCGGCACGUGAGCAGCAGCGACCGCGUUGGCAAACCUUACCGCGGGGUGAAGCCCGUUUUUAGUAUUGGUGACGAAGAGGAGUAUGAUACAGAUGAGAUCGACAGCUCGUCCAUGUCAGACGAUGACAGGAAGGAGAUUGUCAACAUUCAGACCUGGAUAAACAAACCAGACGUGAAGCAUCACAUUCCGUGUAACGAGGUGAAAGAAACCGGUCACAUGUUCCCCAGCCACUUGCUGAUCACAGCGACUCACAUGUACUGUCUGCGCGAGAUCGCCUCAAGGAAAGGCUUCGCCUACAUCCAGUCCAGACAAGCACUAAACUCUGUGGUGAAAAUCACAUCCAAAAAGAAGCACCCGGAGCUGAUUACAUUCAAGUUUGGCAGCAACAACUCAGCUGGAGUGGAGAUAUCGGCAGUUGAGAGAUAUCUGAUACCCAACGCAGGCGACGCCACCAAGGUCAUUAAGCAGCAGAUCAUGAAAGUCCUCGAUGCGCUGGAGAGCUCGUAAAGGGAGGCCACGAGGUCGUGACGGCCAGCCGUGACACUAGCUGUAAGAAGCGUCUCUGUCUGCCAAGAGUGAAACCUUGUCCCGCUCUCCCUCGGCUGUCCUCCCUCCUGGACGGAUCCAGCGCAGUGUUGACUGUGACGCCCUGUGUUGUCUGUGUUUGGGACAUGGGGACACACUGCUGACUGCAGGCCUGUGGGACAGACUGUGUGUGAUGAAAUACUUAGGUGCUCCGCAGUCAUCCAACCAUUCUCUUUGACUAAUUUAAACAAUAUUGGUUAUACCGUAUGUUUUCCUUGAUUACUGAUAAAAUAUCUCAUUACAGUGCAAUUCCACUUCGCCGACUUCCCUCUGGCCUUAACGUAGCGUACUGACCGAUCUGUUCAAUCACUACACGACUGACCUUUUCCUUUGACUCUGACCCAUUCGCUCUGUCGUGAACAGUGCUGAGGCUCAGUCAUGUCUCUUAAUUUACUUUUCAAAUGUGUAGAGAGUAGAUUUAGCGUCCAUUGUCCUGGUCAGGAAGUGAGCCCGAGUCAGCUGCUCAGACUUUAAGACGCACAUCCCAAAAAUAAGAAGAAGCAGCGCUGGCACACGAGGCAGGUUUUCCUACCGCAACAACUUUUUGAUAACUUUUGUUUUCCAGCAGACAGCCUUAAAUAGGAAUUAUUUGAGGACGUUUAUAAAUACGUGAUGUAUAUAUUGUGUUAACUGCUCUAUAUCAGACCUUUGCAAUGUCAUUUUGAAAGCAUAUCCUGAUAGUUAGAAUAUGCAGUGAAACUUCAGCUGGCUUCUAAACCAGCUCCCCUUUUCUUUCUAGACUAAGAAGUAAGUUUCUGGGAGAUCAUUUAUUCUCUUCUUUUACUUAUAUUGAUGAAUUAACCUCAUCUCAUAGCAGUGUGAUGUAGCUCUCAGAAAGCGUUAUUCACAGCCCCUCUGGACUACAUUAGUAUUACAACAGGAGCUUUGGUGAGUGAAGUUAUUAAGACCCUGAGCACCUCAGUAUUUGUCCAUCCUAUUCAGAUUCAGUGUGUGAAUUAUUUUCCCCAGUUAUCCUUAUGAAAAUGUCCAGGUGAAAUAAACUGCUGAUUGUGUGAGCAUCUGGAAGGCUCUUACUGUCAUUGAAGCGACACCAUGCUAACUGCUACUUAUUUAGAAAGAAAUGUCGCUGUAACAAGGACUGUGCUUUGCACUUUUAGACACGGCUCUGAAAGGAAUGAAAAGAAAUUGUGUUAAAAGAAAAGUCAUUAUAUAUUCUAUGUUUUCCAACCAGUCUGUCUUCUCCAUCGUAUUAGUGGAAACUACGCGGUUUCAGUUUGCUUGCCACUGUUGCCUUCGGCCUCAUGCCUGUGAUGUGUGAUAUUGGCACCAGCAGUGGCAACAUAUCACAGUACGUUGCUGCUUCUCCUCUAAUCUUUAAACUCUGUUUCGGACUUUUCCUCGCUUUGUUCUCGCUUGUUCGUUUGCGUUGAAGUCUAGUUGUGUAGGCAGCCUGGGUUCAAAGUGUCAGAGCCUCUGAAGUGAUGCAGCACCUUCCUGACGGCUCCAGUUGAAACUCCUGUCCAGAGAGGGUGCAUUCCAUUUAGCUCUUAAAAUGAAAUGUGGGGAGAGGUCAAGCUAAGACAUUUCAAAUAUGGUCAACAAAAACCAAAACUUGAAUUAAAGGCUCAUUAAUCUGGUCUUUCCUCACCCCAGUCUCUCAUAGCAUUCCUGUGUAAUCCAUGCAUUGUGUUGUAACUUUGUGAUAUUCUUCAGUAUUGACCAGAACAUCCUUGAUCAGGAGUCUUUACUCUGUAACAUCACUGGCAAAGGAUGUCACCACUAGUCAAAAUGCAACAUGUCUCAAGUGUAAUUUGCACCUUACUGUACUGCUGUUAUUUUCUAAGCGUUUCUGUUUUUAAUAAAUGGAGAGUAUUUGACUGCA